GGCCAAACACAUUGAUAUGUGAGACGGAGCCUUCUGAAAUAUAAUGUCUUCUAUGUUCUAGGUACUGAUUGGCUCAGAGGAGUGUCAGCAUGCUCAUAAUAUGUAUACAUAUUUUUGACUUACUACGAGCCUCCGUUGAAGUGUUGUACGCGAAAAAGUGUCACCCUUUCAUGCGUUAGUUUGAGAUAUUGCGCGCAGAAGUAUUUUGAUUAUGCAAUUAAUAGACGCGGACACAACGCCAACAACAAGAAGAUGAUGUGUGUGCUACGAACUGUAGGUUGCUUUCCUCCGACGCAAAAAAACUAGACGCUAGGUUAUAUAAGUAGUUAGGCCAAUAUAUAAUAUACGGGCAUAGUGGAAAAUCUGUGUUUGUGUACCUUUUCUCAUAGCGGGUCAUAUCAAUCAUAACCAUACUUCAUAUCUCAUCCCUAUUUUGUCUCUCUUCCUUUUUGUGCGUCCAUUUUUUUGCCAGAUGUUUAUAGUACAACCUGAAAGUCUUUGAACAAACAUCUUGCAUCCAAACGUGUUUGAACACUUGUUUCACUUAGGCUUGGGGCGUGCCCCAAGGUCUACAUUAGUUUGCGGACUUGCAUAUAUCCCUGCGCCAUUUUUUGCACGUAUGCGCGUUGCAUACGUGUGCCUAAGCAGUGUAUGAAAUAAAUCUGUGGAAAAUUUGUCUGAGCACAAUCAAUUUCGUUCUUCCAUUCUCCGCUAUUGAUCAGCUAUAAUAAUUAUGUCUGGCUGGCUCACUGGACGAUGCUUGGAGACCUCUCUUCAUUAUCUCCACUGACUUGCAGCGGUCUCUAGCUGAGCUAAGAAGCCACGUGCUAUUGACCCUCGAGUAAACACACCCUCACCGCAGACCGCGCGUGGGGAAUGAGUCUGAGAAAAAAGGCGUAGCUAGCUAGAUCAUCAGCCUAUGCGCUAUAUGUGCGCUCGCACGCCUGGCCCGUUUUACGCUGAACCACGCCUUUUUUAAUCGGGUGUGUGCGGGCCCGCGUUGGUCGUCAUUCGGACAAUAAGGCAGAACAGAAUGAUAUUUGCUCGGACAAGUGCCGCAAAUGCUCGGAAAAUUCCGAUGUCGGACUAUAAUUUCAUGCACUGCAUAGGUAAUGUGACUGUAUGUAAAGUGUGUAUUAUGAGGCAGUAGGCACACUAUUGACAGCUGGUUUCUUAGUAGCUGCAUGUCAGUUUUGGAAGAGAUAAAGGGAGCUUGUGAGGUACACUUCUUUUUAUGCCUCAGUGCAAGUAUACAGUAGUCGGUGUGUGUCUGGGAUACAGUAGGACUCAAAAAAAUGUUUCCAAUUUCGUUCCGUUUAGUUGUGAAUUCCGCGUGACACACCCUCCGCAAAUGCAGUAGAGACUCGCUAGCGGGGGAGCGAAACAAGAUCUUUUAUUAGCGUAAAUUUGAAGCAACGAGAAGGGAGUACCCACACAGGUGCUAGAAGAAAUAUCUUCACAGUGAGGCCUUGGUGAAUGACGGCCCUCAUGCGAAUGCAUGUACGGCAACGAUUCGAAAUGGAACGCAACGAAUUCCAACUGUAAAUGAACGGCGUUUCAGAAGGGAACGGAAGCUCAACGAAACGGAACAGAACGAAAUUGGAAACGUUAUUUUGACCCCUACUGUAUGUGCUCCCACGGUAAGAUUCAGGUGAUAGUUUCUGCAAAAUAUUGGAUUUAAAUUUGUCAUAAUUUCGAGGUAAGGCUUUGUUCUACAGUUUUACCUCAAAGGAACCCUAAUGUCCAGUACAACAUGUGGUUGGGUCACUUGACAUUGGAACCCUCAACCAAAGUGCUACAGGAUCAAGUCCAGUCUAAAAUCACUUUUUACACUGAGUAGUUUAGCUGGUGUUUAAACUAGUGUUUUGUUUCCUUCGAAGGGGAGAAAAUGUUGGACUGGAGCACCAUAACUGCAAACAAGUUCAUCACAGAGUUGACAGAAUUCCUCCAUAACAAUGCUUUUAGUAAUGAUCAAGAUUCAUCGAGAGAUAUGAAAACGGUAGCUGAAUUAUCAGAGAAAGAGCAGCUAGAGGCAGCAAUCAAAGCCUCGCUACAUGAGUCUAGACCUGAGACCAGGGACUUCCCCCAGGAGAAUGGUGACAGUGAUGAGUUCAUUUCCUUUGACUCUGGCGAUGAGGAGGAAAUGGAUCAGUGUGAGCCUAGUAAAAUGGAGCGUGAUGUAGUGAAGGACGGAGCAGCUUCAUCCAUAGACGUGACAGCUCAUCCUGAUCCUGAGUUUAAUUCUACUUUUGCCAAAGCUCAGUUAAGAGAUACAGCUAGAGAUCAAAAUUACUUUUCAGCAUCACCAUUUAAAGAUGAGCUUCUAAACAUACGUUACAGAAAACGGAAGUCUUCUUUUGCUGAAUGUGUUAGCAUGCCUUUAAAAAAGAUGCCACGCAGCAGCACCAUGCAAGAACAGCAGGAAGUGAAACACAGUGGAAAUGUUGUCACUGUCAAGGUUUCAGAACUGGCACACAGUCUGUCUUGCAAAGGGAAAGGGAAAAGUUCUGUGAGCAAAGGUAAAACGCCUCUAAGUGUCGAAGAGCAGCUAGAGUCUGGAAAGUUGCUCAAGGCUGAGGUUUCAAGGAUACUUAUUCGUCUACCUAAUGGCUCACGGUUGCAUAAAGCAUUUUUAAGCAACAGCCCAAUAAAGGAAUUAUUCUCUUUCUUGUCUGAAAGGGAUAUUGACUCUACCCAGCAUGAGAUCAUGACAAACUUCCCAAAGAGGUCACUUAAGGAUUUGAACCACUUUCUAACAUUUAAAGAAGCCGGUCUGUAUCCUAGUGUCACCGUUUUUGUGCAAGACUAGCCGUGUAUGUAUACCUGUUGUCACUUAUGAUCUAUUGCUCAUGCGCAGUGAGGGUUACGGCAGUUGUCGUGUGUCCCAACAUCUCACUUCAC
This is a messenger RNA of Geodia barretti, 2901 nucleotides long. The record is from the annotation of a GenBank genome assembly. Lineage: Eukaryota; Metazoa; Porifera; Demospongiae; Tetractinellida; Geodiidae.